UUUGGGGGAGGAAAAUACAGACAAGUGGAAGGAUAAUGUGUGAAAAGAAACUGUGAAGGAUGUCUGGAAAGUCAAGGAGGUUAACCGAUGUCGACUCUGCGAAACAAUUUCCAGAAGAUGUUAAAAUUGUCCCGUGGAAUGAAUGGUCGGAUUCAGAGCUCAACGUGGAGAAGUGGGAUAGCCCUAAAAGUAAUAUUUAUUUUUCUUUCCUAUCGAUUAAUGUGACUUGGUAAUAAGAAAUGUUUUUUAUAGGUCCCGAUGAUGGGUUCUUUUGGGAUACAGAAACAGUGAUGAUGCCUCCAUCUCUAAGUGUUCAUAAAUGGAUAAGAGCUCGCGAGUUGGCAAACUUAUCGGCGCCUCCAACUGUAUUUGUGCCUGGAGGUGAACAGUUUGAUUUUUCAAGAAACAAUGGCCACAUUCUUCACAGCGAGUUCGCACGGUGGUUCAUAUCGUCAGUGGUCGAUCUUCAAUAUUGUGGUCGAAGUGGAUUGGAAGUUGCUAGCGAAGGUAAUUUCCUUUGGAAUAAUGCGAACCAACCCUGGCAAGGUUGGUUUAAUGUGUACUCUUUAAACAAGGCUGGAAAAGGCGCAGCUCAUCGACCUUCCUUCAAUACACAUGGGAAGUACAUAGUGCGUCUUUUCUUUAUGGGAUGCUGGCGUCGUUUUCUGGUCGACGACAGAAUACCAGUAGACGAGGAAGGGAAACCUCUUCUUCCUUGCACCGCAAACAAUUUUGAGCUGUGGCCGAUGUUGCUUGCGAAGGCACUUUUAAAAAUUGCUUCGCUCUCUUGGACACCAAUAAGGGAAAUUACUGACUUCAGUGUAAUCACCUGCUUGACUGGAUGGUUGUGCUUGUCGUUGGAUGUAACUCAUUUGUCGACUCGGUCCAAGUGGGACUUUCUGAGGAAAUAUGCUGAUCGCUUUGAAUGGUCAUCGCAGACAAUGGACUUCGAUGGCAGAUUUUUGAAUUCUGACGGAGAGAGUCGAAGGAAACAGAUUAAAGAAUCGCAUGAGCCAUCGACAGUUCUUUUCAUCGUAGUCAGUGAGAUGACAAAUCUUUCUUCGGGGAAUGUUCCAAGCACAGCUCCAUGUUCUGGAUAUCUGAUCUACGUAGAGUUGCUGCGGGAUGUUCCCCUCGACCCAGGGGAAGUAAGUUAUCGAAGAAAAAGUGAUGCAGUGGAGGGAUAAAAGAUUGUGUAAAUGCUCA
Molecule: messenger RNA, 1206 nt
Organism: Orussus abietinus
Lineage: Eukaryota; Metazoa; Arthropoda; Insecta; Hymenoptera; Orussidae
Product: androglobin
Exons: 5
Coding region: 240-1187 (315 amino acids)
Biological process (GO): proteolysis
Molecular function (GO): calcium-dependent cysteine-type endopeptidase activity
Source: RefSeq, a predicted model, not a curated record